AUGGCUUCUGGAAGGCUAAUUAAGCUUGUGGUUUUUGAGCUUCUUGAACUUGCUGCUUUUUCCAUUCCCACACUUGUAAUUGUGGAGCAGUUUGCCACUGCCUAUCAAAGAACAAGGAAUAUAUCUGAGAAGACACAUUACUGGCUUAUUGUUUCCUGCUCUAUUGCCUACGUAGCUUCUGUGACUCUAUUGAUUUGGGUUCCUGUGAAAGUUAUAUUGUACAAGAAACAUCAUCUUCGCAAAAAAAUUAAAGGAUGGAGACCUGUUAUGAUGAUGUGUGUAGUACUCACCACACUUCCCAGCUUCAGCUUUUCUAUAGCAGUGACUGAGGUUCAAAAGACCUUUAAUGGUACCACUGGUAUAUUACCUGAUACCUUACCGGACCUGCCAGUAUCUCUGGUUCUGACGUCCUUAAUCGUGGUUGAUAUUAUUGAAAAACUCAGGAUAUAUCCUCUCAGAGGGACUCAAAAAAGUAGUGAAGACAGGCAUAUUCAUACGACCACUUUGCAACAAAUAACAACUGUGACUGAACAAGCAAGGCAAAGAGAAGAAAACCAUGUGACUCCCCAGGCAGCCAGGAGAACCAACAUGUCCGGAUUGGGGGAAAGCGCAACUCAGAGCCUGUCUCCUGUGUUAGUAGAACUUGAGGAACCAUCCUUCCACUCGGGGAUUCUGAGGAUAAUGUCCCAACAGGAUGUUCGAGCGGAGAUCUUCCUGUGGAGUUUUCUCUUGUGGUCGGACACUAUUGAAAUGGUGCGUGUGGCUGGCCACUCUGCUGUGUACAAGUCUGGUUGGCUAUACCCAGUCUACAUAUUUAGCUUUAUUUCUUUACUUAGAAUUAUAUUCACACCCAGAAACCCUCUUUUGAAUUCCCUGGGCAUUUUGCUUCAGGAUUUACCCUUUAUUUUUGUUAGGCUUAGUUUAAUCAUUGUCCUGGGGACUAUCACACCAGUACUGGGUCUUUGUAAAAAUGUGUUAGUCACUUUCUCUUAUGUUUACUUUAAUUAUUUAACCAAAUUCAGAGUUUUUUCUACCUUUGAAACGUCUCCAUUCUAA
Molecule: messenger RNA, 1056 nt
Organism: Chrysochloris asiatica (Cape golden mole)
Lineage: Eukaryota; Metazoa; Chordata; Mammalia; Afrosoricida; Chrysochloridae
Gene: TMEM236
Product: transmembrane protein 236
Exons: 4
Coding region: 1-1056 (351 amino acids)
Source: RefSeq, a predicted model, not a curated record